Linum trigynum is the source of this 222-nucleotide messenger RNA. Lineage: Eukaryota; Viridiplantae; Streptophyta; Magnoliopsida; Malpighiales; Linaceae. The record is from the annotation of a GenBank genome assembly.
AUGGGUGGUGAAUGGAGGUUCGGCGAGGUUGGAGCCGAAGAUGGAGAGCUUGGAGGCUGGACUCGCAGCCGUUGGAGGAUGGAAAGCUUGGAGGUCGGCGAGUGCAACUCGCAGCGCCUUUGCUGCUGCUGGGUGGAGGAAAACGAAAUUGAAAUUGGGGAUUGCUGCCUUGCUGGGAUGGACGACAGUGUUUUGAGUUUUGAUAUUAGGACAAAUAAUUAA